UCAAUAUAUCAAGCAAAAUAAAAGAACAACUGCUACUAAAGGUUUGAUGUUGACGAUGUUGCUGACACCAGCAAUCCUGAUUCUAACGUUAGCCGCCGGGGGAGGGGAUGCUGCCUGCACCAACGCCAACUGGUGGUACAGCUUCGAAGCGGCUGGGCUGUCCAUGUGUGACAACAACAACGAUUUCAUCACCGGCUUCUACAGGCACGACAGGACCAGUUGGACGGACGACUAUCUCUACAGGCUAGAGGAGGCUACCUGCUGCUUUGUAACGUGGCCAUGGACACACUCCAAGACACAAGUGGUCAUGGCUGAUUGGUGGUCAACCUUCGACCGCGCCAACACAUGGGCGAGUUGUCCAUCCGGGUAUUUCCUGAAUGGGUUAUACACAAGUAACCCCGCGAAGGCGUUGACUGGCAAGUUGACUAACAUAGAAGAAGGUCGAUGUGUUAAGCCAGCGGAUCACCCAGCUUAUUACGGCCAAUGUUACGAUCACGAUAUCUCGAUCUGUUUUGACAAUGUGGGCUAUUGUAGAUGCAAUGACAACUACUUCGUCACCGGUCUGUACCGCACUUGCGACCAACUACACUGUCUGGAAAAAUUUCGAUGCUGCAAAAUGGUGACAGCACCGGAAGAACUUGAUGAGCUGUACAAGGUGAAGACUCGAGUCAUGGACAACACAAUGGCUGACGUUGCUAUGCUGGCCCAUUACCUGGGUUACGGCUGGUGCUCUGGCUGUAGAGCCCCGUAUGUAGGAGAAGAUUUCAGAAGAAGCGGCGACACCUGGUACGCUGAUCAAAGUGGGCGAUGUGAGGGUUACAUGAGUAAUCACAGACUCAGCAUGGUUUACGGGGAUUGGAGCUUUGGUAUGAAAGAUAUUAAAUUCGGCGCUCCGACUAUACAGGAACUGGAACCGGAGACGAUUGAUUCAGGAACGAUAUACAACAACGAUCCGAAAGAAGCAACAAAAACGAUAACACGGUCAGAGACCAGUGUACGCAGUGUGACCCACACUAAAACUAGCGGCUGGAAGCACAGCCACGAACUUAACGUCCAGGUCAGCUACACCCCAGCCUCGGGAACAGGGGGCGCAGGGGUCUCCGCGGGCUACAAGUUUAACUACGAGUCCAGCACCAGCACUACAGAUGAGACCAAGAAAGAACAAUCCAAAACGUUUUCCGUCAGCACCUCUAAGACUCUUGGACCUAACUCUGCAGCGAAAUGGAGCCUUAUCCUCUCCAAAACCAGGACCUCCGUCACCUACACUGCGACUAUCGUUCCCAUAUUUUCCACAGAGCUUAAAGGUUUUCUGCGUUGGGGUGGAGGCGCAUCAGGGAUUGGAACCAACUACCAUUAUCAAUAUCGCGGAAGUGGAGACCGCCCGACGUUUAACUACAAGUUCGGAGAUUCCAGCACGCCGUUCUACACGGCACUGAGACGACAGAGCGAAACCAACUCCCAGCCGUGGCUGUGGAACGAUAUGACCAACUCGUACCCAGAGGCGCGGGACUUAAUCAACGAGCUGUGUGACGACAGACGCUACGCCUUCACCAUCACAGGUCGGUUUGAUGACGUCAUUGGCAAGCACGCAGAGUUCCGGUGGGAUGCUGUGCGAUUGGCCAGGAGAUCCGCAGAGAAUGAGAAAAACGCGCCUGAUGACGAUGAGAUAUUUCAGACGUCCAAGCAUGUUGCUAGGCCACUGCCUGGGGAUAUUCCACCGGUCAGUCUGGAACCGCCAAAGAUAAAUAUUGCGGUCAAGAACGAAACGAAUGUCAAGAUUCUCGUUCCUGCAGGAGCUUAGU
Physella acuta is the source of this 1802-nucleotide messenger RNA. Its product is annotated as aerolysin-like. NCBI's taxonomy places the organism in Eukaryota, Metazoa, Mollusca, Gastropoda, Physidae. The record is from RefSeq and is a predicted model, not a curated record.